Molecule: messenger RNA, 891 nt
Organism: Octopus sinensis (East Asian common octopus)
Lineage: Eukaryota; Metazoa; Mollusca; Cephalopoda; Octopoda; Octopodidae
Product: ADP-sugar pyrophosphatase
Exons: 10
Coding region: 164-796 (210 amino acids)
Biological process (GO): ribose phosphate metabolic process; nucleoside phosphate metabolic process
Cellular component (GO): nucleus
Molecular function (GO): ADP-ribose diphosphatase activity
Source: RefSeq, a predicted model, not a curated record
UUUGUGUGUCACUCGUAAAUCUAUUAUCUGCCCGCCUUCUCUUAUUCGAGACAGUUUCGUAGCUGUUUAACAAUUAAAACCAUCGUUCAACCGUCCUUAAUCGAGCACUUGUUCGAGUUUACAUCCGGCUAUCAUCAGUUUGUUUAAUUUAGAGACAUCCACUAUGGCACAAAUUAAAGAUCAAGAUUCUAUCAUGGGGAAAUUUAUAGAAGAAAAGGAAGUCGCUCGAGGAGAUUGGUUGGCAUUACGUAAAAUUACCUAUUCUGACCCCAAGGGAAAAACAAGAACAUGGGAAACAGUAAGUCGAGUUGUCAAUGACAAAACUUCGGAACGAGCUGUUUGUGUGAUUGCUGUUCUCAAGCGAACACUAAAGUUUGACAGCAUUCUCUUAGUGAAACAGUAUCGGCCUCCACUUAGAACCUGUACCAUUGAGUUUCCUGCUGGGAUGAUCGAUGUGAAUGAAACAGCUGAAGUAUCUGCCUGUCGCGAACUGAAAGAAGAGACUGGUUAUGUGGGCAUUGUGAAACAUGUUUCACCAACAACUUGUCUUGAUCCUGGAGUUGGCAACAAUUUGGUAACAUUGGCUACUGUUGAAAUUGAUGGAGAUGACCCCAGCAAUCAAUCACCCAAGCCAGAGCUGGAACCAUGUGAAUUCAUAGAAACAAUAAAAGUUCCUAUUUGUGAAUUAUUGGUUCAACUGAAUGAAUUUGCUGCCCUUGGUUACGUUAUCAACUCUCAGGUUUACAGUUAUGCGAUUGCAAUGGAACAGUGCAAGAAGAAAAAACAAAUAGUUUGAUAUUUCUUAUAAUCUUUCUUUUUUUACCAAACAUGAUUAUAUUUUUCUAAAAGUUAAAAAUAAAGAACAUUUUCAUUUUAUCUAAGCAACCACUA